Molecule: messenger RNA, 1956 nt
Organism: Mytilus californianus (California mussel)
Lineage: Eukaryota; Metazoa; Mollusca; Bivalvia; Mytilida; Mytilidae
Product: tripartite motif-containing protein 2-like
Exons: 4
Coding region: 163-1359 (398 amino acids)
Biological process (GO): protein polyubiquitination; negative regulation of translation; proteasome-mediated ubiquitin-dependent protein catabolic process
Molecular function (GO): translation repressor activity; protein binding; ubiquitin protein ligase activity
Source: RefSeq, a predicted model, not a curated record
AAACAUAUAUAUUUUACUAUAACGGGUGUCCUGCGUGUUUGAGCUUGUUUCGGGACUUCCGUUGCUAGCGAAGCUACCCGAUAUCCGAUAAGACCGUUAACGUAUGUCUGGAGAUAUGUAAAAGAUCACACAUUUCCUUUCAAAUAUAGUCAGAAGGCCAUCAUGGUGGAUUAUCUGUCCCGUUACAGAUUAUACGGCCAUGGAUACACUUCACCGGAUAUUCGUUCCAGUGUGCCAUCGUUAAAAGAGCUGUAUCACGAACGAUCUCCGUAUAUAUUCCACAGAAGACCAAAGGCACAUGACUGUCGACAAGAAUCCAUGAAAGAUUUGAGAGAUCGGCGGGAAUGGGAAGCUUGGGUAUUAGCAAAAGGAUUAGCCGAAACUAGAAAAAGCACGGACAGUUUAAGAGUGAAAAAAAUAGAGAAAACAGAAGAUGGCAUUAAAAAGCCAAAUAAAUUAUUGUUCAACAUUGGGUUACGAGGCAGAGCCGAAGGAGAUUUUAACUACCCACGAGGCUUGGCAGCAACCAUAGAUUCCGCUAUUUUGAUAGCGGACACAAAGAACCACAGAGUUCAAGUAUUAAACCAGUUUGGCGUAUUAAUGAGGGCUUUUGGAAAGCGCGGUUUUAAAGAGGGACAGUUCAACGAACCAACUGGAGUAACAGAAUUACCGAACUGCGACAUUGCAGUAGCCGAUAAAAAUAACAGACGGAUUCAGGUCUUUUCUUCAAAAGGGAAUUUUAAAUACCAAUUUGCGACUUCACACGAACCUUUUAGUAUUUCUUGUGACAAAAGUUUCAAUAUUGUCGUUUGUACAUGCGCUCGAACGAUAGAAAUAUACAGAAGAGGAGGAAAACUUUUGCACAAUUUCCCCCUCGGGGGAUUUGAAAAGACUAAAGCAGGGUGCCAAAUAUGUGUGAAUAAUAAAUCGGAAGUAAUAGUUUGUGAUACGAUUGACUGUUUAAUUAAAUAUUUUACAUACGACGGCAGACUCUUGUACAGAUUUACACCUCAGCCUACGGGAGAGGGAUUAUCAAUUGUUCCAUCGGGAAUAUGCAUCGAUAGAACCGGUGACCUUGUUGUUACAGACUCUCUCAACCAUACCGUCAAUGUUUAUUCUGAAAGAGGAGCGUUACUGAAACAAGCUAUCUGUCCUGCUGAUGCAGCCGGUCCUGUACAAACAUGCGCAAUAGGCGAGGAAGGUCACUUGAUUGUUACAGAAUUCAGCAUUGCCGGACCACAUUGUGUCAAAAUAUUCAGAUUCAGAUCAUGUUAUUGUCAUAUAACACGUCCUGGAUCUAGUAAGCGCAGGACGCCGACGCCAAAAUUUGACAAAGAAGGACUGACGAUUCCAAAUUAGUAAAUAUUUUUACGUUUCUAAAGUGAUUGUCCUUUUCUAUUCAAGAGAAAUUUUCAAGACGAAAGUGAAAUUUUCUGGCUUAUGAGGGUGACAGAUCGUAGUUAAAUAUUUGCUUCUUAAAACAAACCUUGUAUAAAAUAACAUUGAAAAUAUAUAUAAUGAAAAGAGAACAAGGUUAUAAAGAACACGUUUCUUCUGUUCAUUUCUGAUUGACAGGUAUUUUAUCAACUAUCAUUAAAGGACAAUCGAAAUUGGUUCAAUAUACCGGUACUUUGAACACGAUCAGAAGAAAGGUGCAAACAACCGUUUAACUUUGACUGAAUAUCAAAAUGUCAAAUGUAUUUUUAAACGCUUUGUAGUAAAAAAUGAAAAUAAUUUUACAUGGAUAUUUUAAAAACAAAAUUUAUGCAUUCAGUUUGAAAACAAUUGUAUGGCCAGAUGAAUUUUAUGUUUAAAUUUAGAAUACGCUGCAGUUUAUCUAAGUAGUUUAUUUUGCUUUGAUUCGCAUUUACAUGUAUCUAAUCUGUGAUAUUUUUGAGAAAAUGCGUUUAACUGUUAUGAGUUAUUUCACGUUUUUUAUUAAAACGUUAAGUUAAA